UAUGUCAAAACAGUAGCUUUAUGCUUCAAACCCACCUUUUUUUUGUUUUUAACUUCCUGCAGAACUGAAAACAUCCCUCAAUCUUAUUUUUGGCUAUGGUACUUAUGUGAGUUACGGUCUAGAGCCUUUUUCAACUAAUAGAAUAUUGUGAAAAAUGUUCACCUCUAACUGUUUUUUUAUUUAAAACAUUUACAAGUUGGGCUUCCUAAUUUCUGGUUCAUGAAUUUGACCUUGGAAAACUCAUUCUUGGUGAACCCCAAAAUCAACAAACCAAUUAGUAUUUCUGUUGAGCUUUCAUUUUCUCUUAAGUUGAUUAGUAUGUUGAUUUUUAUUGUUGGGGUUGUUAGUUUUUUUUUGUUUUUUGUUUUUUUGUUUUGACUUCACUUUAAGCAACCCCAUUUUUCUUUAUCUAUUAAAUUUAUCUUCUUUGUAACUGUAAUGGGCUUUGAUUCUUCAUUUGGGUUGUUCAAGAAUUGCUUAAAGGUGAAGAACUUGAGUUGAUCUUGAAAAUGGGUGUGACAAAAAGAUUGUAUUUUUUGAGGUUAAAGAGGAAAAACUAUGGUUUUUUGUUUAGAAUUAUCUUCAGUUUAUGGUUUAUCUUUGGAGGGUUUUGUCCAGUAAUGGGACUUAGGCCUCUAAGAGAAAGAUAUCAUUCUUGGGGAGAUGAGUCUGACGGAAACAGCAUCUCUACCUCCCAAGGUUGGGGUAAGGUCUGCGUACACUCUAUCCUCCCUAGACCCCACUUUGUGGGAUUUCACUGGUGGCUUCUUGUAAGAAAGGAUGAGAAUGAAUUGGGACCAUUUUCUGCUUGGAAUAUAACAGGAACUUACAGAGGGUCUUGGAGGUUCCUGGAUUCAACAAAUAACUCUUCCAGGUUUCCUGAUUUUAGGAAGUCCAAUGGCAACUCGGUCCUUGAAUUGAUAAGUAAUCCAACAAAAAUAACUGGUGUACAUUAUGUUCAGGGUGCAAUACUUUUCCAUGACGUUUUUGACAACGAACAUGGAGUUGGUGGUGCACAAAUCAGAGUAGAAGGUGUGUAUAUAUGGCCAUUCAGACAACUUCGAAUGGUAGCUUACAGUGGCAAAGAUGGUGAGUUUGGCCAGAAAGACGAUUAUCUGUUAUCAAAUCCGUAUCACUUGCUUGGAGUUUUCUCGUCCCAGAUCUUCCAGGAGUCUUCUCGAGAUAAGAUUUGGAAGAAGAAACACUCACCGUUUUACGAGAUGGAGAAACAUUGCAAUAUUGAAAUUGCUGCACAAAUUGCUCGUGUCUCAUCCUCCUCAAAUGAUGGAGCUCGUGAUCAUUAUCACCUAGAAGGAUUGAUGGAGAGCCCUUCAGUGGAUGCUGAUGGAGACUGUUUCUCACCAAUUCUAUUGAAUGCUACUUCUGUCAAUAUAGAGGUUUAUUACAACAAAGCGGUGAACUACACAUUGAUGGUCACAUUUAUAUCUUUUCUGCAAGUGCUCCUUCUGAUUCGACAAAUGGAACAUAGCAACACCCAAUCAGGAGCUGCCAAAGUUUCAAUUCUGAUGAUUGGACAACAGGCUAUUAUGGAUGCUUAUCUUUGUCUUUUGCAUCUGACCGCAGGGAUACUUGUUGGUAAGUUUGAUCAGCAGCUGUUCUCUUCGUAAUCAAAUCAUCUCAUUAAGGAUAAAAGGGGAA
Molecule: messenger RNA, 1659 nt
Organism: Lycium ferocissimum
Lineage: Eukaryota; Viridiplantae; Streptophyta; Magnoliopsida; Solanales; Solanaceae
Product: transmembrane E3 ubiquitin-protein ligase FLY2-like
Exons: 11
Coding region: 510-1628 (372 amino acids)
Source: RefSeq, a predicted model, not a curated record